GAUUGGAUCUGGUUGCCUGCUCGCUUCUUUGUCAGCCAGCGCUCGUCUCUUGUUUUGCGCCGCGGCUGCUCCUGCGCAGGACCUCUUGAGAAGCUGCGCGGCUCUGCAGACUUUUAAACCCGUGGAUGCGUGACCUGGAUCUGAAUCUGGACACGUUUUCCGCAGAAUGUGCUCAGACUUGGUACCGGGAAUAGAAAGGGCUGCUGCUGCUUGCAAAGUCUGUGUGUGAUGCAUGUAUUUGAAUGGGAAGGCUACGAUAAAAACAAAUAUAUCUUACUAAAUACAAACCGAAGGCGGUGUUUCUGAAUACAAAGAGGAUUCCGCUAGACCAGUCUCAAACUAAACCAGUGAAGAUGGACGUCAGUGUCUCCGUGUCGUUGUUUCAAGACGAGCUCGCCUCCACCGUCGAGCUCGCAGUGAAAGCGGCUGCAGACAGCGUCGUGUGCGCGAUUACUGAAGCUGUGAGCAGCAAAUUCACUGAAUUACAAGAGGACAUGUCUGCAGUGAAGAGAGAGAAUGAAAGUCUGAAGCUGAGAUUGGAAAUAUCAGAGAGCGAGCUGAAAGCCGUGCGAGGGUGUAUAAACGCUGCACAUGCAGACAUUAAACAGCCUUUCAUAUUUCAAGAUCCCAUAGAGAGCCACGCUAUCCCUGAAUCUGAAGCACAGGAAGGACCAAAGAUAGAAGCAGUUUACACACAAGAGGAGUCCUUUGAACAGGAGUGGUGUGCAAGUCUAAUACAGGUUACAGAGCUGCCAUGUGUUAAAGAUGAAGACGUCCCUGAACAGGAAUGUGUUCCUAUUAAAGAGGAAUUCAUAGAACAGGAAUGUGUCUCCAUCGCAGAGGAACUUCCUACUGAAAAUAAUGUCUGUACACUUGAGGAGAACAACAAGCUGGGAUCCAACCUGUGUGAUGAUUCUCCAUCUGAAUGUGAUCUGGGAUUUGGAGCUUCUAAAGUAGAUGAUGGAGAACACGACUCCACUCCAUCACCCCAGUGCAAAAACUCUUCUAGAGGCGAACCACAGAGCAAGAAACACAGAGAAACGACACCCCAAGAAGAGUAUGUGAAGACAUUGAGAACUCACUCAGUUACAAUCCCUUCCUUACAAGACAGACACCCACUUACUGUGGAGAGUACAGAGACGCCACAUUCUGCAUGUUUUAACAAUUCUGAAACCCAGGGCAGCUUGAAGACCUUGCCUCAUUCUAUUAAAGGUGGGAAGAGUUCCUGUCAAUUAGACGUUCCUGAAACUCACAAGAGCAAUCCCACAGGAGGGACUCCGUGUUCCUGGGCUGAUUGUGGGAAGAGUUUCAAUCAUAUAUCACUGCUUAAAAGACACCAGCGCAUUCACACAGGAGAGAAACCUUCCCACAUACAUUUCAGAGAUAAGAGUUUCACACAGUUAGGAAAUCUUCAUUCACACCAGCACAUUAACAUAGGAGAGAAACCUUAUCACUGUGAUGUUUGUGGGAAGAGAUUCAGUCACUUAGGAUACCUUAAAAAACACAAAGCCAUUCACACAGGAGAGAAACCUCAUCACUGUGAUGUUUGUGGGAAGAGAUUUAGCCAGUCUGGAGACCUUAAAAGACACAAAGCCAUUCACACAGGAGAGAAACCUUAUCACUGUUCUGUUUGUGGGAAGAGAUUCAGCCUGUUUGGAAACCUUAAAGGACACCAUAAAAUUCACACAGGAGAGAAACCUCAUCACUGCCCUGAGUGUGGGAAGACAUUCAGUCACAUAGGAAACCUUAAAAAACACAAAGCCAUUCACACAGGAGAGAAACCUCAUCACUGUGAUGUUUGUGGGAAGAGAUUCAGCCAGUUAGGAGACCUUAAAAGACACCAUAAAAUUCACGCAGGUGUGUAAUCCUCUCCCUGCACUUAGUGUGGAGAAGUGAAGUCAGUUGCAGGCUCUUGCAGGACUCGAGAACAUUCUCAGAAUUGCAGAUGCUUGGGGACACCUAAACAACAUGAGUGCAUUUGACUAAAUACAGAAAUAUCUACUGAAAACAAAAGAAUAAACCUGCUUGAUAAACAGGGUCCCCCCGAAUCACAAUGUGUUCAGAUCAAAAGCUCACAGACUCAAAUAUGAACGAGUACGUCUUGUAUUCAUCGUCUUGUUGAGCAUUCGGAUUGUGUUACCUCACAUUAGUAAUAUAUUAAAUAGAUUGUUAUUAUG
This is a messenger RNA of Acipenser ruthenus (sterlet), 2177 nucleotides long. RefSeq names its product zinc finger protein 70-like. Lineage: Eukaryota; Metazoa; Chordata; Actinopteri; Acipenseriformes; Acipenseridae. The transcript has 3 exons. The coding region runs from base 354 to 1865 and encodes 503 amino acids. Gene Ontology annotation, biological process: regulation of transcription by RNA polymerase II. Gene Ontology annotation, molecular function: RNA polymerase II cis-regulatory region sequence-specific DNA binding; DNA-binding transcription factor activity. The record is from RefSeq and is a predicted model, not a curated record.